Molecule: messenger RNA, 3987 nt
Organism: Triticum dicoccoides
Lineage: Eukaryota; Viridiplantae; Streptophyta; Magnoliopsida; Poales; Poaceae
Product: transcription termination factor MTERF8, chloroplastic-like
Exons: 4
Coding region: 106-1257 (383 amino acids)
Biological process (GO): regulation of DNA-templated transcription
Molecular function (GO): double-stranded DNA binding
Source: RefSeq, a predicted model, not a curated record
CGCAGCGCACUUCAUCUUUUCACUCCAGUCCACCACCGCCCAUCGAGCUUUCCCCAUUCCAUCGCCGCCGCCGCGCUUGCCAUCUCCACCCUCCACCGCGGCGCCAUGCUCCGGCUCCGUCGCAGCCUCCUCUCCCAGAUCCUCUCUUCUCCCUUUGCCUCUCCCAUCUCCCACCUCAGCCGCUUCAUCUCCGCCGCCGCGCCCGCCGUCUCCCGGAACCCUAGAUUCGCCGUGGAGGAGUACCUCGUCUCCACCUGCGGCCUCACCCGACCCCAGGCCCUCAAGGCCUUCCCCAAGCUCUCCCACCUUAAAUCCCCCACCAAGCCCGACGCCGUCCUUGCCUUCCUCGCCGGCCUCAGCCUCUCCCCCGCCGACGUCGCCGCCGUCGUCGCCAAGGACCCCAAGUUCCUCUGUGCCAGCGUGGAGAAAACCCUGGCCCCCGUCGUCGUUGGGCUCACCGGCCUCGGCCUCGGCCUCUCGCGUUCUCAGAUCGCGCGCCUCGUCUCACUCAUCGGUGUCACUUUCCGAUGUAGAUCCAUCAUCGCCGGGCUGCAGUACUGCUUGCCCCUCUUCGGCUCCUCCGAGAACCUCCUUCGAGCCCUACCUCUAGCGGGUGGCUCCGUUCUCGGGUCCGACCUGGAGCGGGUGGUCAAGCCCAAUGUCUCCUUCCUGCUCGAGUGCGGGCUAGGUGCUUGCGAUAUUGCCAAGCUCUACGCAUAUACUCCGUCACCGCUCAGCAUCAGCACGGAACGCAUCCGGACAGCAGUGGCAUGCAUCGAUAGUCUUGGUGUACACCGUGGAUCUCCGAUGUUCAGACAUGCACUACAAGCUGUUGCAUUCCUCAGCGAGGAGAAAAUCACCACCAAAGUGGAGCACUUGAAGAAAGCGUUCAGGUGGUCAGAUGCCGAGGUGGGCAUUGCCGUUUCUAAGGCUCCAACGGUGCUGACGAGGUCCGAGAACUUGUUGCAGAGCAAAUCGGAUUUCCUUAUCUCCGAGGUGGGACUGGAACCAGCAUACAUUGCUCACCGACCGAUAAUGCUCACUUACAGUCUAGAGGGCCGGCUCAGGCCCCGGUACUACGUUGUCAGAUUUCUCAAGGAAAAUGGAUUGCUAGAUCACGACCGGGACUACUAUGCUGCAGUCAUGAUCAGCGAGAAGGUAUUCGUCGAGAAGUUCAUAUGCCCUCAUAAGGAUGCUGCACCGCAUCUCGCUGAAGAUUAUGCAACAGCUUGCAGAGGGGAGGUUCCAGCUAGAUGAACCAAGACUAAUAAGAAAAUUGAUAUUUCAAGUGCCCUGGUAAUCGUACCACAGAAGCAAAUCGAUGCUUGUAUGGUAUGGUGCUGAAAAGCAGAGGGCAAAGGAGAUGGUCGAUGCUAAUACCGGUGAAGAGAUGUGAUUUAAAGAUCAACUGUGUGUCCCUUCUCUGGUACUUGUUGAAAUUGUAGAAACAAGAUUAAUGAAAUCUAGGCGGGGGGAACGGGUCGGAUGAUGAAGUGACUUACCACCAGGUGAAGAUGUGCUGAAACUGGAUGUAGAUGGUGCUUUUUUUUCUUCUUCCAGGAAACGAGAGGAAACAUGGCGGCAAUGGCUUGGCUGUACUAUACAUUAUUCUGAAGGUUCUGUUAGUUGAUGACACCCUGAAGCUUCAGCAACAAGUAUGGCCUGACAAUGCAUGAGUUUUAUUCAGGGAAGCUCCUACUUUUCUCUUUUUUGCAUCUUGCAAGCUAAGUAAUCCUUCUAGUAUUGUACUAUAGCUUUGAAUAAACUAGUAGCAUCUGGUGCUUUAAUCAAUUUUCUACAUUUUGGUGCAUCUUCAUUUGGAUGUAAACAAUCUGAACGAGUCACACAUGCAUGUAAAAAGUAGGCGGUAUGUAAAUUUUGUACUCUGAAGUCUGAAGUCUGAAUUCGAAUCAGAGCUGAACGUUAGCCAUGAAUCUUUCAAACUUCAUGUGUGAACUCUGAAACUUAUUAUACCCAAUUCAAGUGUGAAGCUAUAGUAAGCAUUUAGAAUUCUUUCAGGAGCCAGGUUAACUCAAAUCUGAGCAGUAAGUUGCCAGCAGCUAAUAGGCUAAACUUUUAUUUACAAUUUCACUCCAGUCUCUUCAGAGCCACAACUAUUAUACUGAGAAGAGUAUCAACAUUUUCCAUUAUCAUAGCAGCAUAUGUGUGACAAGAGGUCUUAUGUUUUCAGAACGUUGGGACUGGGCUUAACUAAUUAUGAUGAGAAAUCACUUUCUAUCUUAUACAUCAGUGAUUAGAGGAUUUUGGUUCUCCUGUCGUUUUCAAUGUCCAAUUUAGUCUAUUAAAAUAGGCAUGUUUUCAUACAGGUUCACCAAAAGGGAAAUGUCAUUUUACAGUGUCAGCGGAUAAAACUGUUUUACAUUGAAGUGUAAAGCGUACAUUUAGUAUCUAAUGUAUUGAAGGCACGGCGAUGAAAUCCAAGUGGAGAUGCUAGUUGAUUAGCAUCAUUCUUAUUUCUGCAAUUCAUUUCUGCAACAUUUAUGCAUAUCCAUUUAGAGUAGAUAAAUAAACUUCACUAGUGAACUUACUGCAUGAAGGCAAUGUGCUGAAAGUUGAUAAUGAAAUACAGCUCCUGAAUUAAUCCCUAAGAUCAUUACAAUUAUCUCUAUGGAGCAGAGAAGGAAAGACCACCGCGGCCAUGAGGACGACCAGGAGAGCAGCACCAACUGGAGGAUGAUGUAGUAUUGCUUCUGUUUCCAGAUCAAACUCAGCAAGGUUGUAUACCAACUGAACUUUUACACGAAGAGGAGAGCCUAAUGAUGAGAGAUUUAGGGGAUUGAACAGGACUAUAAAUUGAUGAGUCCAAAUAAACAGUGGCUGGGUUUGAACAUGGACAGGUAUGGUGCCACGUAUGGGGAUUCAGCACAAGAUAGCCCAAACUACAACCACAUCAAAGUGCUCUUUCGUUCCUCUGGUCAUUGCUAGCUCCUGAUGAAACUGAUACUCUCCAUUCCUUGAUGGCACGGUUUUGAAAUUUUCCAUCCUCAUAUCAUGUUGACACCACAUGUUGGAAUAGAGAUAUUACGAGAUCAGGCGAAUCUUCGCUGCACUAAAAAUGCUAUUUAGUAGGUGGUUCCUUGCAAGAAGAUUUCAGUAUUUUUCACUAGGCGCAUUGUGAAGUUAUCAUUUCUCAGCUGUCCCAGCAAAUGAGAAAAGUGGUGUAGCUUUCCUCAUCAAUAUCAAGAAAUCAAUAGACAAUCGUUUCCUGUCUAGUAGAUAAUUAGAGGCAACUUGGGAUGGCACCGGCUGGGGGCUCUUCACUCUGAAGGAGGGCCAGCAAAGUUUGAGCUGAAAAGGUGGACAUUUACUGUAGGGCAUGUAGACAGUUUGCCAGCUCAAUAUAAGUUGUGCAAUUGGCUUCUAUUGCCAAUUGAUGUCGGCUGAUUGUUGUUUCAGAAAUCUCUCCCUACUUGGGAAAGGAAGAUGGCGACUGUUGGACACUUUGGGGGAUCCAGAAGGCCAGAAAAUAUGGCAUGUUUCGAGAUGCGAUCCCAGCUCACUGGUCUCUCAUAUGGCAUGUAGAGGUAACGGAGGAAAAAACGGAGGUGCCACAACAGGGCGCAAAGCUCAUGGCGUCUGAGGUGAUCCAUUUUUUUUUGAUAAGGAGGAUAACCCCCGACCUCUGCGUCAAGCGAUGCACACAGCCAUCCAUGGAGGCAGGAGUCUUCUCUUUUCUGGGUGGCUGUAUUGUAUUGAACACUCUUAUGACGGGUUUAGCAAUGCUGAAAGAACAUUCAUCAUUUUCUGCUACGGAUGUACAGAAUGAACAAGUUUGCCUCCAGAAUUGCAGAAUAGGCUUAAUUGCAGAAUUCUGGAACCAUGACAAUUCAGGUUACUAUGAAUCUUGGAAUCUUCCUAUCUGACUUAAACCCAAGUGAACAAGCUAUCUAUGGUAAGUGAAAGUUGUUUCUGAAUCUAUCAGGCCUUAAUUGUUCAAGUCUGAUUUUUAUAAUGGCAGCUGCAAUU